AGCAGCAGUAGCAGCAGCAUCAGCAUCUAAAGCAGAAGCAGCCCCAAUAGCAGCUUUAAAUCUGUGACACUUCCUUCCGUGACCCGUUGCGUAUACGCACCGUAACCCCAUUGAAAUCCGCAAUCGUAUUCGUACUCGCAUGCCGUCGCGUAAUCCCAAAAACCACUUCAGUGCCAAUUCAAAGAACCAACCAUCAAAGCUAACCAAAGCUAAAGUUAAUAAAAAUUUUUAAAAUUAAUAAAAAUUAGAAAACAAAAAAAACUUGAAACCGUGUUUGAAAUGGAUGUGGCCAAAAUGCAAGCCACUUCCGGUCAGCAUCUGAUGCAUCCGGCCGCACCGCCUGCCCACCAGCAUCACCUGCCCCUGGACUACAGUCUGGGCAACUUUAAGCCGGCCAUCGCGGCAGACUUUCCCGGUCCCUUCCUGACCAACCAGCAGUCGUCCUCGGCCUCUAAUUCCGCCUCUGCAUCCGGUUCAACUCCCGCUUCCGGUACGCCUUCCUCCGUCGCUGCCUCCGUCUCCACAGCCUCGCUGCAGGUGCGUGAUCUAAGUGCCCUGACGGCGAUGGCCACGAUACCCUCACCCACCCAGCUGCUCCACCAGCGGAUGCAUCAGGCACAGAUCUCCGUGGACGCGGCCCUGGGUCACCAUCAGCAGGCACCGCCGCCGCAGCCCCAGCCAACUCAGAAUCCUCCGCAGCCGCAGAUGCCGCCGGGCUCCACGUCGCCGCACGACUAUGCGCCCAUGUCGGCCUUCAAAGCGGUGCUGCCCAAGAAGCGCACUUCCGACGAUGCAUCUCUGGCAUUUAGCAUAAGCAGACUGGUCAAGACUGAACAACUGACGGCCAUGGUGGCCGCUGGCCUCAAGCCACUGGCCCCCUUGGAGGACAACAACAACUCCAUCUCGAUGCUGAGCAAAAACCAUCAACUGCAACAUCACCAGCAACACCAACAACACCAGCAACAUGUUCCACACCACAACGACAACAACAACAGUAGCAACCACCAACGGGUCAAGCCAGCCUUCAUCAGCGCCAGCGAACGUCUGCGAAGACAAUCGAGAUCCCGGUCCAGGUCGAGGUCUCGCAGUCCAUCGCGCUGCUCCUCCCAGAUCGACAUGGAGGAUACGGAGUCGCACCACUCGCACCGCUCGUUGCACUCCCGGUCGAGAUCACGUUCCCGCUCCCAUUCGCGCUCUCGCUCCCACUCCAGCAGCUCUUCCGUGGAGCUGGAGGUGGACUCGCCACCCGGCAGUCCACGCAUCAGUUCGCCCAGCACCGCCUCCGCCUCUGCAUCUGCCUCCGAGCUGUUGAUCACCGCCAAUGGUGGCACCACCAGUAUAGGCUCCAAGAAGUCGGAUCUGUUUUCGGUAUCGGCUCUGCUGCGUAGGGACGAGCCGCCCCAGAGGCGGACGCCACGCAGUCCUCCGCUGAGCCACCUCACCGCCAGCGGCCUGCCCAUGCCCUUCAAUCCCCUGGAGGCCAUGCGCCAGGGCUAUCCGCCCAACUAUGAUGCGGCCAUGUUCCAGCGCCCGCUCUUCUCGCCCGCCCUUCCUUUCUUUGCCGCCGUCGCCUUCCACCAAGGUCAGCAGCAGCAACAACAACAGCAACAGCAGUCCGGACUGGCAGCGGGCUACCAUCCGGACUCGCAGGAAAAUCUCUUCCGACUACGGAGUCUCAUGGUGCCGCUCCAAACCGCCGGACAAAACAACUCUACAGCAGCGGCGGCGGCGGCGGCAGCUGCUGCGGCAGCCGUCGGCGUUGGAGUGGGCGUCGGAGUCGGCGUGCCACCCAACGGCGGGCAUCUGGGUCUGCCACACUCGCCGCACCUGCACCACUUCCACCACAUGGCCGCCAAGUGGCCGGGCCUGCACCAAUUCAGCGACCUGUACUCGUGCAUGAAGUGCGAGAAGAUGUUCUCCACGCCCCACGGCCUCGAGGUGCACUCCCGCCGGACACACCACGGCAAGAAGCCCUACGCCUGCGAGCUGUGCAACAAGACCUUCGGCCACGAGGUCAGCCUCAGCCAGCACAGGGCGGUGCACAACGUGGAGAAGGUGUUCGAGUGCAAGCAGUGUGGCAAGCGUUUCAAGCGCUCCAGCACUCUGUCCACCCACCUGCUCAUCCACAGCGACACGCGGCCUUAUCCAUGCAACUAUUGUGGCAAGCGCUUCCAUCAGAAGAGCGACAUGAAGAAGCACACCUACAUACAUACAGGUGAAAAACCGCACAAGUGCCAGGUGUGUGGCAAGGCCUUCAGCCAGAGCUCCAACCUGAUAACCCACUCCCGCAAGCACACCGGCUACAAGCCCUUCUCCUGCAAACUGUGCCACAAGUCCUUCCAGCGCAAGGUGGACCUGCGCCGCCACAAGGAGACCCAGCACACCGACCUGCGCGUCCACCUGGGCAAAGUGGACUUUAUGUCGGCGGCGGCGGCGGCAGCAGCCUCUGCUGAACUGAGUGCAGUGGCAGCAGCCGGAGCUGGAGCGGGGGCGGGGACGUUACCAGUAGCCGGAGGAGUAUCCCCGGCGAACCAGGCACCCAGUGCGUCGGGCGGAGGGGCUCCCCAGAUGGGCACCCUCAAUUGCCAGAAGGUCUCCCUGCUGGUCUAACAACCCCGACCUAGACCCAGGCCCAGACCCACACUCAGACACCCAAAUCCAAUCCCCAAACCAAACCAAACUGAAAUCCAAAGCAACCGCAAUCAUUGUGCAAUAGAUGGCAAGUGAAAAGCAUCGUCAGGCAUUUUCCAGCUCCGUCUCCCAUUGAAAAUUGCUUGAAAUUAAAUCCAAAGGAGAAUAUUAAAACAAUUUAAAUAACUUUAAGCCAGCCAUAAGCCAGUUAAACCAUAUUUCCAAUGUUGCCAAAAACAUAAUAAAAACUAACAAUGAAAAUACCAAAGAAAUUUUAAGAAUGAAUUAAAUCAAACACUAUAGUCAGUCUCCAACAAUUCUCAUAACAAUUUAAAUAUUAUUGCCAUAUAGCUCGCUGAACUUUUAUUGUAAGGACAUAACAAAGGACAAUUUUCACGUUUUU
Molecule: messenger RNA, 3034 nt
Organism: Drosophila bipectinata
Lineage: Eukaryota; Metazoa; Arthropoda; Insecta; Diptera; Drosophilidae
Gene: sens-2
Product: senseless-2
Biological process (GO): regulation of gene expression
Cellular component (GO): nucleus
Source: RefSeq, a predicted model, not a curated record